ACCGGUAAUCGUUGUGGCAGGUUUUCGUCUUCUCAGUUUUUUGUCUCAGGCGGUGAGGCUUUCCGUGUCCGCAGUCCGUGGAGAAGGCCGGAGAGUGGUGCUCCCGGCCUCACAGCCCAUGGUGGGAGCCGCCAGUGGUGCUCACAGCUCCCACGUGGGAUUGAAGCUCGGAGUCGCCACCCGAACCCACGCCAGGGCCGGGACAGGGACCGCCAUUCCUGCAGCGGCUUCUACUCCCGCCCGGCUCAGCCCACAGAGGGCAAUGGCGGCGCCCCCGCUGAGGAGACGGGCUGAGGUUGGCGUGACCUUUGAGGACAUUGCCCUGUACUUCUCCAGGGAGGAAUGGAGCCUCCUUGAUGAGGGUCAGAGACAGCUGUACCUGAAUGUGAUGCUGGAGAACUUUGAACUUAUAUCCUCGCUGGGUUGCUGCUGUGGAGCAGAGAAUGAGGAGGCAGCGACUGAACAGAACUUUUUUGUGAGAGUUUCACAGGCAUGGAAUCCCCAGUUACCUUUGUCUUCCCAGAAGAGCCACCCCUGUGAGAGUUGUGGACUAGUCUUGGGAAACAUUUUCCACGUGAUGGAGCUGCAGGGAACACGACACCGACAGAUAAUGUUGAGAUGUGGGGCAUGUGCAACACGGUUUUAUUUCAGUGUAAAUAUUCAACAAUGGCAUAUGAGAGAGAAGACUUUAAGUAGAGGUGUGGACAGGAUCUCCCUUGCAAACAGCUGCAAUUUCAAUGUGUCCCAAAAUGGUUUCACCUGUGGGGAGGUUGGGCAGGGUGUUCUUACUGAAUCAGGACAUCUCCACCUCAAGGCUACUCAGACCAGGGACCAUCCAAAUGCUAUUUCGACACGUGGGAUGACAUUUCAAAGGACAAAAAAUUAUUACGCCCGAAAAGAAUCUAAGAAAGACAUUACUUGUACCCACACGUUUAUUCAGGAAAAGGAUGUCAAUGUUGGAAGUGGAUGUUUUGUGUGCUCUGAAUGUGGGGAAUAUUUUACCAAAUUUUCUAGCUUUUCUCUUCUACAGCAAGGUCACACUGGAGAAAGGCCUUAUCAGUGCAGUGAAUAUGGGAAAGCUUUUAGCAAUAGUAACAGCCUAGGUGAAUAUGAAGCUUUGCACACUGAAGAAAGGCAUUAUGAGUACAGUGAAUAUGGGAAAGCUUUUAGCAGUAUUAACAGCCUAGGUGAAUAUGAAGCUUUGCACACUGAAGAAAGGCCCUAUGCGCGCAGUGAAUGUGGAAAUCCUGUUACCAAUAGCAAUGCCGUCUAUUAUGAUCAGAGCGUUCUCACAGCAGAAAGGCCUUAUGAGUGCAAUGAGUGUGGGAAAUCUUUUACUCACAUCAGUAACUUUCAUUGUCAUCGGAGAAUUCACACUGGAGAAAAGCCUUAUAAGUGUAGUGAGUGUGGAAAGUCUUUUUCAACUUUCAACGCUCGCAAAUAUCAUCAUUACAGAGUGCACUCUGGAGAAAGACCUCAUCACUGCAGUGAAUGUGGGAAAUCUUUUAUCACUUUGUCUCACCUUCACAGUCAUCAGAGGGUUCACACAGGAGAAAAGCCUUAUAAAUGCAGUGAAUGUGGGAAAUCUUUUGCCCAGAGCGGUAGCCUUCUUUCUCACCAGAGCAUUCACACUGAAGAAAAGCCUUAUAUAUGUGGUGAAUGUGGGAAAGCUUACAACUGUUUCAUUAAACUUUGUCGUCAUCAAAGAGUGCACACUGGAGAAAGGCCUUUUCACUGCAGUGAAUGUGGGAAAUCUUAUACCAGGCAAAGUGCACUUUGUCAGCAUCGGAGAAUUCAUAGCGGAGAAAAGCCUCAUAAAUGCAGUGAAUGUGGGAUGACUUUCAUCCAAAGCGGAGCUCUCCAAAAUCAUCUGAGAGUUCACACUGGAGAAAAGCCUUUUAAAUGCAGUGAAUGUGGGAAAUCUUUUGCCACUAACUCUCAACUUCACAGUCAUCGGAGGGUUCACACAGGAGAAAAGCCUUAUAAAUGCAAUGAGUGUGGGAAAUCUUUUACCACUAAAUCUUACCUUCACAUUCACCAGAGAAUUCACACGGGAGAAAAGCCUUAUAAAUGCAAUGAAUGUGGGAAAUCUUUUACCACUUAUUUGAAACUUCGCACACAUCAGAGAGUUCACACUGGAGAAAAGCCUUAUAAGUGCAGUGUAUGUGGGAAAUCUUUUACCACCAAGUCUUACCUUCACAUUCAUCAGAGGGUUCACACAAGAGAAAAUCCUUAUAAAUGCAAUGAAUGUGGGAAAUCUUUUACCACUAAGUCUUACCUUCACAUUCAUCAGAGAGUUCACAUAGGAGAAAAGCCUUAUAAAUGCAAUGAAUGUGGGAAAUCUUUUACCACUAAAUCAUACCUUCACAUUCAUCAGAGAGUUCACACCGGAGAAAAGCCUUAUAAAUGCAAUGAAUGUGGGAAAUCUUUUGCCACUAAUUUCAAACUUCACAGACAUCAGAGAGUUCACACUGGAGAAAAGCCUUUUAAAUGCAGUGAAUGUGGGAAAUCUUUUACCAGUAACAGUAAACUUUGUCAUCAUCAGAGAGUUCAUACAGGAGAAAAGCCUUAUAAAUGUAGUGAGUGUGGGAAAACUUUCCGUGAAAACAAAGCUCUCCAAAAUCACCAGAGAGUUCACACUGGUAUAAAGCCUUUUAAAUGCAGUGAAUGUGGGAAAUCUUUUACUAGGAGCGAUGUACAUCGCCGUCAUCAGAGAGUUCAUACAGGAGAAAAGCCUUAUAAAUGUAGUGAAUGUGGGAAAACUUUCAGUGAAACCGAAGCUCUCCAAAAUCAUCAGAUUGUUCAUAGAGGAGAAAAGCCUUAUAAAUGCAGUGACUGUGGGAAAUCUUUUACCUGUAACAGUAAACUUUGUCGUCAUCAGAGAGUUCAUACAGGAGAAAAGCCUUAUAAAUGUAGUGAAUGUGGGAAAACUUUCAGUGAAAACAGAGCUCUCCAAAAUCAUCAGAGAGUUCACACUGGAGAAAAGCGAUGUCCAUUGCUGUCAUCAGAGAAGUCAUACAAGACAAAAGCCUUAUAAAUGCAGUGACUGUGGGAAAUUUUAUACCAGUAGCACCAACCUUCUCUGUCAUCAGAGAGUUCAUACAUGAGAAAAUGCUUAUAAAUGCAGUGAAUGUGGACAAUGUUUUACAACUAACUCUCACCUUCAUUGUCAUCAGAGAGUUUACACCGGAGAUUGUCGUAAAGAGUGUAAUUAAUGUGAGAUAUCUCUCAGCCUAAUUUGUAAAUUUGCUGUGCACAAAGAGUCCGAAUGUAAAAAAUUUCUCAGAUGUGUCGAAAAUGUAGUUUCUUAGUUAGGACUUAACAGUUGUAUAUGAAAAUAUGUGAAGUCUCAUUAGUCUGAAAUUUAUCUCAUAUAUUGAGUCACGUACAUUGUGUAUCCUACCCGCAACUAUUUUAUCUGUUCUGUUUGCUUGUUUGCAUGUUGGAACCAUAUGUAUGUAUGUUGGACUUCUUAAUAUAAAGAGCUAUUUUGCCAGGUGGAAAAACUGCCAGUCUCACGGCUGUUACUUGCAAAAUAAUGAAGGCUUUUCCGUAAGACUUCUUUAAUGUUGGGUGUUCCAUUUAUUGUCUGGGUUAGUUUAUAUGGAGAUCGGGGCUCUCCAAGCAUGAUUCGGUGAAAAACUUAUAUGGGCUUUGAAACAUUUUUGCCCUUGGGGGAUGACUAUGGACCAGAAAUUAGCUCAGGAGUUUUUGCCAAAUUUAUAUUGCAGCCCAUAUUUUCCGAGGAAAUACUGUGGACUCGGUAGUACUCAUGUGAAAAUGGAUGCAUUGAGACACAGAGAUCACUCCUAAGAGGGGGUCGCUAUGACAACCUGAAGUAUAUCUGGGAGUAGCGUUAAUUUUUUUCCUGUUUUCAAGGAAUGGUAAGACAUUUGAAGGGAUUCUUUUCCCCAGGUGUUGCAGAGGGCCAUGCCCUUUAAUGCCUUCAAUUCCAUGGGUGAUAGGUACUGGUUGGAAGACCAUUGCAGUGAGGGGAGCCCUUCAACUGCAGAAACACUCACCUAAUUUCUGUUGGAUCAGACUGCAGCCCAUUAGAUGGAAUGAUCUUCAUCUAAACUUGUACCCAGAUAUUUUUUUUGAGCAAAAGACUACAGGAGUCAUGUGUACACAGACCUGAGGGACAUCUGGGUUUGUUUAUCUUCUGUGCAGCAGUCAUUGUCACUCAGUAUAAUCAAGAAGUUUUAUGGCUUCAUAUAUCUUCUCAGAUGUUCCCAUUAGAGCCGUUGGUGUUCUGGCAGCAAAACUAAGAAGAAAACAAAGGGUGUCUUUAGGGCGGAGAUAUGGCUUUUGUGACCCAGUCAGCAUUCCAGUGUGUUUGGGUGAAAGUUCUUCAUUGUUUGUUACAUUUUCUGUCACUGAGAUGAGACUCGGCCACAGCGCAUGAGAAUGUGGAUUGAAUAUAGAGUUGAAAAAGCUGUUGUUCCAAAGUAAGUCACAUUUUUUUUAUCCUUUUUUUUUCAUUUCAAUUAUCUUGAACUAUUUUUAACAGCUGUAAUGAGGAAGUUACAUGUGUUAAGUGUAGGGUUUCAUAAAUCUUGACAUGUGCAAGAAAAUGAAACCAUCAUUAUACUCAUAAUACUUAGCAUAUCUAUGACUAUGAAGUUGCUUCAUGACCUCAUUUAACCUGUCCUUGUUCUUCACAGCUUUCCUGAUAGCCAUGAUUUUACAUUCCAUUUUAAGAGGGAACUCUGCUUUUUCUAAAUAUUUUUUUUUAAUUAUAUUUUAUUGAUUUUUUACAGAGAGGAAGGGAGAGAGAUAGUUAGAAACAUCGAUGAGAGAGAAACAUCGAUCAGCUGCCUCCUGCACAUCUCCUACUGGGGAUAUGCCCAUAAUCAAACCUGGGACCUUUCAGUCCGCAGGCCGACGCUCUAUCCACUGAGCCAAACCAGUUUCGGCUCUAAAUGUUUUUUUGCUUUAAAAUUAUAUUUGAGAAAUUCUUGGACAUUUAUUAAAGAUACAUUAGUAACUGAUCUUUUUUUUUUUUUUUGGUAGAUAGUCUUUUUGUUUUUGUUGUUAAUCCUCACCCAAGGAUAUUUUUCUAGUGAUUUUUUUUCUUUUUGAGAGUGUAAGAGAGAGAGGGUAACACAGAGAGAAACAUUGAUAUUAAGGAAACACAUUGAUUGGUUACCUCCUGCAUCAACGGUGACCAAGGCACCGACUGGGAAUGAGUCUUCAACCAAGGUUUGUGCCUUAGCUGGAAUCAAACCUGGGACCCUUUGGGUUAUAGGCCUUUGCUCCAUCCAGAGCCAAAUCGGCCAGGGUUCUGGUAGAUGUUCUUCUCUUUGAAUAUAUCAGUAUUAUGUCCAUUUUAAUAAAUAUUUGGUUAUUUCUAUUAAAGGUGGUACAAACAUUUCUGUAUAAUUCUUUAUAUGGAUAUAAAUGUUAUUUACCUUUGUCAGUUGGACAUCUCCCACAGGCUCCUGGACUGCAAGAGGGCACAGGGCCGACUGAGGGAUCCCCCCUGAGUGUAUGAAUUUCGUGCACCAGGUCUCUAUUUUAAACAUAUGAACCAGCACAUCAUGGUUCCAUUCACAGUCACGGAAGAUACCUGAGCCCCGUCUUGAACCGCACUGUGGGGUAUGCAGGAGGCAGCUGAUCACUGAUUCUCUCUUAGCAUUGAUUUUUUUCUCUCUCUCCUUCAAUCUCCUUUGAAUUCCAGCAUCUCCCUGCAGAGACCUUCCUCGGCCAGGCACUUCUCACUCCCCGAGGCUCACAAGGACAUUUGUCUUUGGGUGCAGUUUACUAAGAAAUGGGACCUGUAAGAAGCCAGUGACUCUGCUGCAGGGAGGCAGAUGCUGUGGGCACUCAGGUGUCAUUGUGGUUGGCCCCACCUGGGAAUCUCCAGCAGCUUCAUUAGAGCUCCCUGAAUCUCAGUUGGCUAAAUGUGACAUGAGGUGAUUGAUGGCGCUUACUCUGGCCUUCCAACAUCAAUAAAAGUAACAAGCUGACUACUUGUUGCCAGGAUUUUAUUGUUAGAUUUUUGAGCAUUUACUCUUUCAGUUCUCACAGCAAGCUGGACAAGUAGAAACUCACAUCAAAUUCCUCAACAUAUUCAGUAUCUGAGAAAUGAAGUCAGCUCUCCAAUUUUACACCACAGACAAGUGUCCGAUUCAAGAGCUGGAUUUUAACCCAUUGUUUUCUUCAGCGUCAGGCACAGUCUCUACCACUGAUGUGCAGCCCUCACUGGAGCUGGUACAGUCUGAGGACCUGGGUGUCUCAGCUGAAGCUCCUGUUUCCAUGGUUGCAGUUAUGCAUUUCCUCCCCUUCCCUUUACACCCUUGGCCUCACCUUGUUCAGGGCAAUGCUAUGAUUCCUCAGCUGCAGUGGUUUUUCCAGAGGAUCCUGCUUUCAGAGUGAGCUGCUGCUUGUCUGCUUCCCUUUGAUCCCAGAACAGAGUUUGACCCACAUGAGACCUGGGUAAUUUGGUCUGGUCCCUGUACCUUCACACACAUGUUGGGUGUUAUGCUGUCACCCCAUCCACUGAGAUGAAUUUCUUGCCUCAGUUUGACCUUCAAAUGAUGUUCCUACGUGGCACUGACAUUCAUCCUGCAGGAGUAGAUAAAAUUGGACAUGAAUUUGGGGACCUGAUAUUCCCAAGUGAUCCUGGAGUCCUGGAUGAACCUGUCUCAUUGGACGGGUGCUCAUGUCAUUCAUGCUAGUACCUACUGGUGAUGUGAUUCUGUCCUCUGUAUGCCUACUGGCUAAACUAGACAAUGGCUCUGCAGCCCAAGUCAUGUUCUGGACUCAAGUCCUCUUUCCCAGUCUCCUGUGUCUGCACCAUGCAUCUCUGGGUUGGAACAGAGUCCUUUUGAGUACAAUUCGUCACCACAGUGCACAGCACACUGGGCCACGAAGGAGUUCCUUACUGUGCUUUUCCUCACCAUCUACCCUAACUGACUAUCCACACACAUUUUCUGACUGUUGGUGAAGGUGGCUUUUCAGAUGAUGGUCUUUGCCAUUUUGUUCAGUUACUUCACUGCAGAAACACUCACCUAAUUCCAUUAGAAGGAAUGGACUUCAUUUAAAGCAGCACCCAGAAAUAUAUUUUGAAGAAAAGACUACAUUAGCCGUGUGUUCACAGAUCUGAAGAAAUCCAGGCUUGUUUAUCUUCUGUGCAGCAGUCAUUGUCAUUGAUUAUGAUCAAGAGGUCCUUGGUGUCAAGUAUCUCUGAGGUGUGUCAACAGCAAGGAGGAGGGAUAGCAAGAAUGUAGCCUUGAAAAUAUCUUGUUCAGCAGUUUUAAUAGAGGUGUUGUGGAAUUAGAUGAGACAA
Molecule: messenger RNA, 7291 nt
Organism: Myotis daubentonii (Daubenton's bat)
Lineage: Eukaryota; Metazoa; Chordata; Mammalia; Chiroptera; Vespertilionidae
Biological process (GO): regulation of cytokine production; regulation of immune system process; negative regulation of transcription by RNA polymerase II
Cellular component (GO): nucleoplasm
Molecular function (GO): RNA polymerase II cis-regulatory region sequence-specific DNA binding; DNA-binding transcription repressor activity, RNA polymerase II-specific
Source: RefSeq, a predicted model, not a curated record